Molecule: messenger RNA, 381 nt
Organism: Galeopterus variegatus (Sunda flying lemur)
Lineage: Eukaryota; Metazoa; Chordata; Mammalia; Dermoptera; Cynocephalidae
Product: cytosolic phospholipase A2-like
Exons: 2
Biological process (GO): glycerophospholipid catabolic process
Cellular component (GO): nucleus; endoplasmic reticulum; Golgi apparatus
Molecular function (GO): calcium ion binding; calcium-dependent phospholipid binding
Source: RefSeq, a predicted model, not a curated record
AUCCUGAUGAAUUUGAGCAAAUAUACGAGCCUCUGGAUGUUAAAAGUAAAAAGAUCCAUGUGGUAGACAGUGGGCUUACAUUUAACCUGCCGUAUCCCUUGAUCCUGAGGCCUCAGCGGGGGGUUGACCUCAUCAUCUCCUUUGACUUUUCUGCAAGGCCGAGUGACUCGAGUCCUCCAUUCAAGGAACUUCUACUUGCAGAAAAGUGGGCUAAAAUGAACAAGCUCCCCUUUCCAAAGAUCGAUCCUUAUGUGUUUGAUCGGGAAGGACUGAAGGAGUGCUAUGUCUUUAAACCCAAGAAUUCUGAUAUGGAGAAAGAUUGCCCGACUAUCAUUCACUUUGUUCUGGCCAACAUCAACUUCAGAAAGUACAAAGCUCCAG